GUUUGGUAAAUAAGUGCUUUUUUAAGCCAAAAGCUUGAGAAGUGCUUUUUUUUUAAAGUGAUUUCAAACACUCCUAAGAAAGCACCGAUACACCUUUCUUCUCUUCCCCGAGACAUCCUUUUUCAGAUUCUGGUUCGACUUGGCCCCAGAUCUCGGGGCCAGCUAAGCUGCGUUUCUACAUGUUUCCAUUCCAUAUUGACGAUCCAAGUUUCGCCGAGUUUCAACGAAAUUGGUCAGCGCCCCCUAACCACGGCACAACCAUUCUCUUCUCUUCGCAUACGUUUAGGACGGAUCGUUAUCACCGGUGUCCCCCAGUGCAGUUUUACACCCUAAAUUUUGAAGAAAAUCGGGCGGGAAAGCUCCUUCAAGCAAAACGUGUUGGGCAUCUGGACAGAGGAUGGCUCAAAGACAGAAGAUCUGUGUCUUUUGCAAAAGAUGGAAUAUGUUUCUUCAACAAGCAUUCAGAAUUGAUGGUUUUUGACCUUGCCUCAGGACAACUUACUUCUCUCCCGAAAACUCCCAGCAGCGGUUUUUCUAGUGCUUUUUUGGGUUAUGAUGGCGUUUCCGGAACAUACAAGGUUUCGAAGGCCGUAAGUAACGGGUUUCCAUUCAGGAGGACAGUGAAGUACUGGGUGUUCACACUGGGUGUGGAUGAAGCGUGGCGGGAGAUCGAGUCCCCUGUAUUGCUUUCCCUUGGUAGACGUUUCAUCAAUGGCGUUUGCAUUAACGGCGUGAUCUAUUCCUACAAUGUGCUCCGUUCUGAUCCGUGGGAGACUUUAGCAGGAUGCUCUGAGGUGGUGGCAUUCGACGUUGGGUCGGAGAGUUUCCACCAGAUACCUCUUCCUCCGGCAACUUAUGGUAAAGAUGUCAAAAAAUCCUCGUUACUAGAAAUCAGCGGGCGGUUUGCUGUCAUUAAUGUCCAUCAGGACAAGCAAUUUAUAGUUUGGACCUUGGAAACGGCUGCGAAAUCGCCAUCUCUCUGGAAGAGGCGUGAUGUCCCCUUUCCAUUAGAGGAAGAGAUUCUGGAGGCAGGGAGUGAAUUCUUUUCCAAUACUUCUAUUACUGCUACUUCAGCUGGGGAAAUCGUAUUGUUAUUUAUGCGUACUGGAAUACUCUCUCUUUGGGUUUUAUCGGACUCUGUUUGGAAGAAGUUUCGAAUUGAGGGGAUUGCUGAAUGUCCUACCUGUGUUAAAAAACAUUUUGAAGUACUGGUUGCACAAAACAUUGCCGAGAAUCUCUUUCACUUGGAAUAAGAAAACGCCAUACUGGUCUGAUCUUCUCCACCUUACCAUUCCAUUUCAUCACGUAGCAUUUCCUCAAACUUUCAUUUUCUUCUUUAGUUUCUGCUUCUUAACUACUCCCUCCGUCCCCUUUUAAAUUGGACGGGAGAUGGUGGCACGAGUUUUAAGAAAAGUGAGUUUGUGUGGUUG
Messenger RNA from Cuscuta epithymum, 1430 nucleotides. The record is from the annotation of a GenBank genome assembly. NCBI's taxonomy places the organism in Eukaryota, Viridiplantae, Streptophyta, Magnoliopsida, Solanales, Convolvulaceae.